Molecule: messenger RNA, 833 nt
Organism: Magallana angulata
Lineage: Eukaryota; Metazoa; Mollusca; Bivalvia; Ostreida; Ostreidae
Exons: 6
Coding region: 234-833 (199 amino acids)
Source: RefSeq, a predicted model, not a curated record
CACACUGUAUCAUUAUGUUUACUUUCCUUAAAUUAACAGUAUUUGAAAUAAACAUGUAAAGCUGCAUUACGUUGAAUCAAGUAGUUUUUGGUCUUCAUUUAAUUGUAACAAAUAUUGAUAAAACUGAAAUAUAAUGAUAAUAGGUAAAAAAAGGAAUAAAUAAAUUGUUGUAAACGGCGAUAAUCUAAUCUUGGAUAAUUUCAUUUUUGUAGAGGUACAAAGAAGGAAUCAAAAUGCGUCUGCUUCUGAUACUUUUUGUGCUCUUAAUAAAGUCACAGCAAAGUGAAAAUAGAUACUGUCAAGAGGCCGUCGACAGCGUUAAAAUCGUAUCAUCUUGCCCAACAUCUAAAAAAGAAUGGGACAUAGCUGCUCAAAAGAAAAACUGUAUCAGAAUAGCAUUUUUGCAAAACUGUUCAAGUGUUGAACAGUUCGAGUACCACUGCGUAAUAAACGGAUAUAGAAAUGAAACAUUGGAAGUAUGCGCUCCUUCAAGAUUUAUAUUUGGACAUUGUGUAGAGUUUAAUGUUCCUGGGGGAGUAAUUCAAGAUCAGAUAUCAGCUGCCUGCAGCGAAACGUUUCCGAAAUGCGAUGCUUCUUAUCUCUCUUCGUCAGCAUAUAAAUAUCCUGACUGUUAUAAGCUUGUUUCGAUGUCCGAAACAAAAUUAACAAUUACAGCAACCAAUAGUGAUGAAUCGAAUACUCCGAUUUCAAUGACGGCUCUGUAUUCGAUUUCAGCGGUAAUGUUUUUUGGGAUAUUAAUUGUUGCGAUAUAUUUAGUAUUCUUUAAAAAGACCUUUAAGUGCUGCAAAAAGAAACUACCCAAAGGUAUCUGA